Molecule: messenger RNA, 1413 nt
Organism: Drosophila ficusphila
Lineage: Eukaryota; Metazoa; Arthropoda; Insecta; Diptera; Drosophilidae
Product: retinol dehydrogenase 13-like
Exons: 5
Coding region: 206-1294 (362 amino acids)
Source: RefSeq, a predicted model, not a curated record
AGUGAAUCAAUGUGCACUUCCUUUCUAACAUUUACAGAUAUUUUUUGUUUUUAAAUUCUUCUCUUCGUGAGUAAGCACUCUAAGAUUUCUACAACAGAUUGAGCGUAAAGUAUUUAAGCGGCAGCGAAACUGUCAAAAACGCACUUGCUGUGAGAUUCCAAAACUAGAAACAACUGCUGAACACCUAAAACAAUAUUCAAGCAAAAUGUGCUGUGUCGAGAUUUUGCUGUACCCUUUACUUUUGUGCCCGAUAAUAAUAUUGUGUUUGGUCUGCCCCAUUCUUCUUGGCUCAGUGUUUUUGGGCUUUAUUGUCCUAACUCCGGUUGGCAUUGGCUUAGCUGCGUAUUUUUUAAGAAAAUACAUGCAGGGCGGACAGUUCACCAAGCAAACAGAUGAAACAGGCAAAGUAUUUAUCGUCACGGGAGCCAACACGGGAAUUGGCAAGGAGACAGUCCUGGAGAUUGCCAAGCGCGGAGGAACCGUCUAUAUGGCCUGCAGGGACAUGAACCGUUGUGAAAAGGCCCGCCAGGAUAUCGUCAGGGAGUCAAACAAUUCCAACAUAUUUGCUCGCGAACUGGACUUGAGUUCGCUGGACUCCGUUCGAAAAUUCGCUGCUGGUUUCAAAAAAGAGCAGGACAAGCUCCAUGUGCUGAUCAACAACGCAGGAGUUAUGCAUUGCCCCAAAACUUUGACCAAGGAGGGCAUCGAAAUGCAGUUGGGUGUAAAUCAUAUUGGCCAUUUUCUGCUUACCCAUUUGCUAAUGGACGUUUUGAAGGAAACUGCACCCAGUCGCAUCAUAAAUGUUUCCAGUCUGGCACACACUCAAGGCACCAUUAAUAUUGGCGAUUUGAACAGUGAAAAGUCGUACAGUAGGAUCGAUGCCUACAGUCAAAGUAAAUUAGCCAACGUUUUGUUCACCCGGGAGUUGGCCAAACGCUUGGAGGGAACUGGAGUCACGGUUAAUUCCCUUCAUCCCGGUGUUGUGGACACCGAGCUGUUGAGAAAUUGGAAGAUUCUGCAGAACAUCUUUGUUCAGUUAUUGGUCAAGCCUCUGCAAUGGACGCUUUUGAAGACACCAAAGAACGGAGCGCAAACAUCUCUUUAUGCUGCUUUGGAUCCCGACUUGAAGGUGGUAUCUGGACUUUACUUCAGCGACUGCAAGCCAAAGGAUGUGGCUCCUGCUGCCAAGGACGACAACACUGGAAAGUUUCUGUGGGCAGAGAGCGAGAGGUGGACAGGCCUUACCAAAUGCUGUGGGGAUACAAAUUUGCCAGUGUGCAACGUUAAACAUUAACUUUGCGAUAAUAUUUUCAAUAUUAAAUAUUUUUAUAUAUAGUAUUCUUUAAAUAACAUCCGUGUUAAAAAUAAUAAUUAGCAAGAAGACAAGGAAGUUUAAAUACAUAUAUCAAAAGU